AGAUUGCUUUACACCUGGUGCUUAACUCUUGGAUCCAAUUGGCUAGCCUCUUGGCCACAGCCUGGAGUUAUCACACUCUACCCAAUGGUGAUAGCCGAUAAACCCGCCCCUAGUGACUAUUAUGGGUUAAUCGUGGACACACACAUUCUAACACCUUUGGCACUUUAGGGAAUAUUGAAUAAACUGCUAUUCUCACAUGUCAAUUAGCGGAAUUGUUUACCUCUCGCGCCAAUCAAUUUACACGGUUCCGCGGGAGGCCAGUAUACAUUUCAUUGAAGAAAUUCUAAAAUCAACAACAGAAAAGCUGAUACAUUCUGACAAAAAGCUGGCGAGUGAUUUCAGGGAUUUCAUUCAGCUCGUACAAGUCAGCUAACUCGCACUGACCGACCCUUAAGAAUUACACUGAAUGAAAAUGUCCUUGGAACAAGACAGGUCUGAAGUUUUAUCAUCGCGAGCAGCGGCAUUUUCAAUUGCCAAUCUUUUGAAUGACGAUUCAAAGAAACUUUCAUCAGAAACACAAUUCCAUUCAACAAGAAACCAAGUCAAUUUGGAUCAACCAGCUUCCAGCAAACGCUACGCAAGGACGUCACUGUACCAACAGAAAGAUUUUAUCUCUUCUCAACAAAGCUACCAACCUUUUUCACAAGAGAAAAGAGGCAAACAAGACAGCUACGCAAUCAGGAAUCUCUUAGAAAAUGCACAAGCAAAGAUCAAUGAGCACGAAGAUUUUAGUACCACGCGCCACCACACCAACAUUAACACCCCAGAAAGAGAAAACCCGCUACACCAACUCACUAACUGCUAUGAUUUCGUCAGAAAUUUUGAUUUUCUGAGAAGUGACUUAAUUUACAAGGAUAUCCCAAGAAUGCCAUUAGGCCCACGAGAAAUCCAAGUGGCUCUUCAGCAGAGUGAACUGUGGUGGAAAUUCUAUUCCUGCGGGACAGAAAUGGUGAUAACAAGAACUGGAAGAUCUAGCAAGCAGUUCCUUAUUAUAUUUCUAUUCUCUUUUCACAGGCGAAUGUUCCCGACUCUGUCCUUGUCGUUUUUUGGCAUGGACCCAAAGAAAUACUACUCAAUCCAUGUCGACCUGGUCACAGUUGAUCGUUACAACUACACCUUUGUGAACAACGCUUGGCAAGUCAACGCCAUAGCUAGUGAAGUACAUCCUUCAUCGUACAUUCAGUCUUACCAGGCCGAUGAAAUUGUUCAUACGGGAAUAUACUGGAUGAAAAACGGCGUAGACUUCAAGAAAAUUAGACUUACAAACAGAAGAACAGGAUCCUUUAAAGAAGGAGAGCUUCAGCUGAGUCCGAACAGAAAAUAUCAACCAAGAAUUCAUGUUGUUGAGGAAACAGAUGAUGGCACGAAGGUUUCCUGUUCAACCUAUGUCUUUCCAGAAACUUCUUUUAUUGCCGUCACAACCUACCAAAAUGAAGAGUUGAUCCAAAUGAAAAUCGACCACAAUCCGUUCGCCAAAGGCUUUCGUGACAAAGGAGCAAGGCGUCGAUUUGUCCCCUACGACCAAAGACCAGCAAGCCAGCCCAUGGAACCAUCAAGCAUGAGGUCGUCCGAAGUUUUGUGAAAAAGAAUGCUAAGCACUGAAAAUGCUUUGGUUUUACCAAAUUCUCCUGCCAAAAACUCAUGUCAAACGUCGGACUCGCUACUAAGGCUGCGUUUACCAGGUACCGCACGAAUUUUUAACCGUUCAAAAAUUCGACCAGUACAUACCGUUUAUACUGUAUACACUCAACUGAAGAAUCGUUGUCGGGUUCAGAAACAUAGAACAUAAAAGCUGAGACCAAAAUGGCACAUGGGAAGUAUGUUAAUUAGAUGCAUACUGUUACCGGGGACCCGUGGCAUCCACUGUUUUUAAUACGCGUUUGGCAUUCUAAACCGACUGCAUGGAUGGCGCAUUUCGGUCUCAGCUUUUAUGUUCUAUGUUUCUCAACCCGACAACGAUUCUUCAAUUGAGUGUAUGCGAAAUAAGUCCGGUUUACCCGGAACCGUUCGGCCCAAAUUUGCAUAUUUUUAUUCUGAUACCUCAGUCCCGUGUGAAUGGAACACCUAAACGUACAACUUUUUGACCGUUUAAAAAUUCGUCCGGUACCAUGUAAACGCAGUAUAAAACCAGGGGCCAAUGAACGAAAAUGAAAACGGGUACCAACGUCAGUGGCAGCUUUAGUUUCGGUUUCUUUCGAAAUAUGUUGAGUUUAGACAUCAAUGUACGCAGUAGAGCUUUUAAGUUGUGAUGUAUUUCCGAGUCUAACUGGGGUACUUAUCAUUUACCAAAAAAAGUUAGCCCUAGAAGUAUAGGAUCACCCUACUUUCUCGAAAGCCGGCUACUGAGAUAGUUAUAGAUGAUUUAGCAGCAGUUUGAGCACCAAUUUCGUAUGAUUUUAAUAGUCAAUACCAAGUGGACAUAAAUAAGAGAGGGAAACUUCUUAUUGUGGUGCGCGUCAUGUAAAAUCCCGAUUGGGCUAUUUUUAGUAACCGGAUGCGGUUUAAAUUUCGCCUUACCCUACUCCCGUGCGUCAACUAGCGCACGCGCGCUCUCUUUCCGUUUGUUGUUUUGAUCUCGUUUUUAGUCACUUUUACAUGGCGCGCGCCAAAAUUAGAAGUUUCCCUUACUCAUUUAUGCUCUCUUAUCAAUACAUGGAGGCACGGGAUUAGGGUAAGGCGAAAUUGAUGCUCUCUUGUCAAUACAUGUUCAUACAUUAGUCUAAAUGUUUUUUUAAAAACCUCGGUAACCAAUCUACCGUCUUCUUCAUGCGGCAGAGAAAGAAAUAAUACUCAAGGAAAAAAUACGCGUUCCUCUUCGCCUAAUCAAAUGAAGUUUAAAAUAUUCGCAAAUAUUUGAAGUGUGUUUUGGUUUAUGGUAUAUUUAUAGUCAAGAAAACUGAUUUUUUUAAAGUCAGCUCUUUAUAUGCCAGCUAGUAAAGUAGUUUUAUUGAAAUAUUUAUUUGGAUUGGAGAAAUUGGACUUUAGUGGCAGUCGAGACAUGAGGAAUUUUCUCACCAUUUCCAUCACUGCUUACGAGUUUAGUUGUUUUUAAUAAAAGAACUCUAGAUUAAGAUAUUUUAAAAUGUUAACGUUACAGUUAUUAAUUCAUAAUUGCGUAUUUAGUUUGAGCGGGAAAGUACACUGAAAUGGUUUUCGAUUUGAGCCAAUCAAGAACCAAGCGAACGCGACUCAUCCAGUCAUAAUAGAUAAAUGAAUGUGCACAACCUCGUUCUCAGGGACUUCUUUGCUCGCUUCUUUUCAAAAUAGACGAACUUGAAGAGAUGGCGGUCGCCAUUUCGGAAAAACAGCGAGAAUAGAAGGCCCUAAGAACGAGGUUUGGAUGCUCAUAGAUAGAGUUCUGGUGUUAAGCCAGCAUAAUAAUUAUUUGUAAACAUAAACAAGAAAAAGUUACAAGGAAAAUGAUUGCAAAAGAAAAGAAAUUACGCAAGAAUUAAAAAAGAGCACAAAAAGAAAAAUAGAAAAAAUGACGGCUUUAGAAUUCAACCAAAUUGCUUUGUAAAUGUAAAAUAUACUGAAUCAGGUUUUUUACACUGAACCUUGUAAAAUACUAGCCAUUCAGACGUCGAGGAAAAAACUGGGUCGAAUAGCGCAGCGCACUGAUUCUAAAAAUAGAACAUUGCAUUCUGUUUAACCGCUAC
Messenger RNA from Actinia tenebrosa (Australian red waratah sea anemone), 3659 nucleotides. Its product is annotated as T-box transcription factor TBX20. Lineage: Eukaryota; Metazoa; Cnidaria; Anthozoa; Actiniaria; Actiniidae. Gene Ontology annotation, cellular component: chromatin; nucleus. Gene Ontology annotation, molecular function: DNA-binding transcription factor activity, RNA polymerase II-specific; RNA polymerase II cis-regulatory region sequence-specific DNA binding. The record is from RefSeq and is a predicted model, not a curated record. Gene Ontology annotation, biological process: regulation of transcription by RNA polymerase II; positive regulation of DNA-templated transcription; cell fate specification.